This is a messenger RNA of Adineta ricciae, 435 nucleotides long. The record is from the annotation of a GenBank genome assembly. Lineage: Eukaryota; Metazoa; Rotifera; Eurotatoria; Adinetida; Adinetidae.
AUGCUUUGGGAAAAAUUGAAUUUUAAUGGUAAACCUUGUUUCAUUAUUAUUGAUAAGAAUUUGUUAGAAAAAUCAUCGAAUUUGGUUUAUUCUCUUUCCGAUAAAACAACAAAUGAAAUUGAAAAAGAGAAUUUCAUAUCUUCAAGAGAAUCUCAACCGACAAAUUUUCUUGUCAUUUGGUUAAAUUUAACAUUAAAUGGAUUCAAUGAUGAAAUUGAUGAUUCAAUUUUAAUCUUUACGAAUCUCGAUGAAUUCAUUGACUUUACAACGGAAAUCGAAAAUGACAAAAUUGUUUUAAUUCUUUCAUCUCUAAUUGAUGAAAAUCUUCUUUUCAUUAUCGAAGAUAUUCCACAAAUUUAUUCAAUUUAUUUUCAUUGUAAUCAACGAAUUAAUUAUCAUAAAUCAAGAAAAUCAAAGGAUUUUACAUUGAAAUGA